This is a messenger RNA of Megalops cyprinoides (Indo-Pacific tarpon), 5616 nucleotides long. It is a transcript of the gene dock2, whose product is annotated as dedicator of cytokinesis protein 2. Bases 63 to 5552 code for a protein of 1829 amino acids. The transcript is spliced from 51 exons. Gene Ontology annotation, biological process: small GTPase-mediated signal transduction; cell migration. The record is from RefSeq and is a predicted model, not a curated record. NCBI's taxonomy places the organism in Eukaryota, Metazoa, Chordata, Actinopteri, Elopiformes, Megalopidae. Gene Ontology annotation, molecular function: guanyl-nucleotide exchange factor activity; small GTPase binding. Gene Ontology annotation, cellular component: plasma membrane; cytoplasm.
GAGAAAGAGACUGAGGACGUGCAAGUGUGAUAGAGAAAGAGGGAGAGAAGACUCCAUGCAGCAUGGCUCCCUGGACAAAGACCACCACAGAGAGAUAUGGCGUUGUUAAAUGGAAUUUCAAAGGCAGUGCAGACAAGCACCUGUCUCUGGAAGUGGGGGAUACUGUUCACAUCCAGGAGGUGUGUGAAGGCUGGUACAAGGGCUACCUGACCAGGAACAAAGCACAGCAGGGAGCAUUUCCAGCCAGCUUCAUCCACCUGAAGGAGGUGAUCAUAGAGAAACGGGGGGGACAGGAAGUGGUGACGUCAGCAGAGAUGCCCCUGGUGAAGGAAGUGACGACCACACUGCGCGAAUGGGGCAGCAUGUGGAAGCAGCUCUUUGUGAUGAAUAAGAAGGAGCGCCUAAAGCAGGUGCAGAGGCUGAUGUGGGACCUGAUGGAGUGGCGCUCCCAGCUGCUGUCCGGGACGUUGCCUAGCGAUGAGUUUAAGGAGCUCAAACAGAAGGUCACUUCCAAGAUCGACUAUGGCAACAAGAUUCUGGAGCUGGACCUGGUGGUUCGUGAUGAAAAUGGAAACAUCAUGGACCCAGAAAACACCAGCGUCAUUAGCCUGUUUCGGGCUCAUGAAGAUGCUACUGCCAAGAUCACAGAGCGCAUCAAAGAGGAACAGUCCAAUGUGCAGGCAGAUCAUUCUGGAAUCUCAGCACGGAUCCAGUCAUCCCCCACUCACAGUCUCUAUGUCUUCGUCCGGAACUUUGUGUGUCGCAUUGGAGAAGAUUCUGAACUCUUCAUGUCCCUCUAUGACCCCAACAAGCAAGCAAUCAUCAGUGAAAACUAUCUGGUUCGCUGGGGAAGUAAAGGUUUUCCCAAGGAAGUUGACAUGUUGAACAACCUAAAAGUCGUGUUUACUGACCUGGGCAAUAAAGACCUGAACAGGGAGAAGAUCUUCCUGAUCUGUCAGAUCGUUCGAGUGGGACGAAUGGACCUUAAAGAGACCAACUCUAAGAAGUGCACUCAAGGGCUGCGAAGGCCGUUUGGAGUCGCAGUGAUGGACAUCAGUGAUAUUAUAAAGGGGAAGCUGGAGUGUGAUGAGGAGAAACAGUUCUUCAUUCCCUUCCACCCGGUUGUUGCUGAGAAUGACUUCUUACACACUAUGCUUAACAAAGUGACAGCAGCUCGUGGAGACAGCGGAGGGCAAGGGCUGUGGGUGACCAUGAAGGCUCUGGUGGGGGACAUUGUGCAGAUUCGGAAGGAGUACCCCCACCUGGUGGACCGCAGCACUGUGGUGGCACGCAAGCUGGGUUUCCCUGAGAUCAUUAUGCCCGGCGAUGUGCGCAACGACAUAUACCUGACUCUGGCAGCUGGCGACUUUGACAAAUACAACAAGACCACGCAGAAGAACGUGGAGGUCAUCAUGUGGGUGUGUGACGAGGAGGGCAAGGUGGUGCCGAACUCCAUCUGCCUGGGGGCAGGAGACCGGCCAGUCAACGAGUACAGAUCUGUCAUCUACUACCAGGUGAAGCAGCCACGCUGGAUGGAGACUUUCAAGGUGGCGAUCCCCCUGGAGGAGAUGCAACGGAUUCACCUGCGCUUCAUGUUCCGUCACCGCUCUUCUCAGGAGUCCAAGGAUAAGAGUGAGAAGAACUUUGCCAUGGCCUUUGUGCGUUUGAUGAAGGAGGAUGGUACCGUCCUGCAGGAUGGGGUUCAUGACCUUGUGGUCUUCAAGGGGGACAGCAAGAGGAUGGAGGACGUGAGCUCCUACCUGUCCCUCCCCUCCACGCGGCCGGGGGAGGUCCACAAGGGGGCGACGCUGAUGCGCAGCGGUAGCAGUGUGGGGGCUCUGUCCAUCAGCUCCAGAGACUGCUUCACCAUCUCCACCCUCGUCUGUUCCACCAAGCUCACUCAGAACGUGGGUUUGCUGGGUCUGUUGAAAUGGCGGACACGCCCUGAGCUACUGAAAGAGAAUCUGGAAAAGCUGAAGCUGAUUGAUGGGGAGGAGGUGGUGAAGUUUCUGCAGGACACCCUGGAUGCCCUGUUCAACAUUAUGAUGGAGCACUCCCAGACUGAUGACUAUGACAUCCUGGUGUUUGAUGCUUUGAUCUACAUCAUAGGUCUGAUUGCAGACAGGAAGUUUCAGCACUUCAACACAGUGCUGGAGGCCUACAUCAAACAGCACUUCAGUGCCACCCUCGCCUACAAGAAGCUGAUGUCGGUGCUGAAGACCUAUCUGGAUGUGUCGAGUCGGGGGGAGCAGUGUGAGCCCAUUCUGAGGACGCUCAAGGCGCUGGAGUACAUCUUCAAAUUCAUUGUGCGCUCCCGAAUGCUCUACUCACAGCUGUAUGAGGGAAAGGAACAGGCGGAAUUUGAAGCUUCUCUGAGGCGACUGUUUGAGUCCAUCAACAACCUGAUGAAGAGUGACUACACCACUACACUCCUGCUACAGGUUGCUGCUCUGAAGUACCUGCCAACAGUCCUGCAUGAUGUGGAGAAAGUGUUUGAUGCCAAGCUGCUCAGCCAGCUCCUGUAUGAUUUCUACACCUGCAUUCCUCCAGAGAAACUACAGAAACAGAAAGUGGCAUCCAUGACAGAGAUUGUGGGCAGCAAACUCUUCCAGAGACAGGAGUGCCGGGACGUGCUCUUACCCAUGAUGCUGCGGGAGCUGGGCGUAGCGCUGGCGGACGUAGGGGAGGGGCCUCAGGACGAGCGCAGGAACAGUGUGGAGCUGCUCAACAACAUCCUGGAGGUGCUGAGCAGGACUGACGUGGGCGACACCUUUAAGCACAUUCAGGACAUCGUCGUCACUCUGCUGCGGACCAUAAACCGCACCGUCAUCACCAUGGGCCGAGAGCACGCGCUGAUCUCACGCGUGGUGGCCUGUAUGACAGCCAUUCUCAGUCAGAUGGACGAUCGACACUACUCCUGCUACAUCGAAACUUUCACUGGAGCUGCAGACCUGGUGGAUUUCCUCAUGGAAACUUUCCUGCUGUUUAAAGAUCUCAUCGGAAAGCACGUCUACCCUUCAGACUGGAUGGCCAUGAUCAUGGUGCAGAACAGAGUCUUUCUCAGGGCCAUCAAUACUUAUGCAGACACCAUGAACCUAAAAUUCCUGGACAACAACAGCUUUGAAGUUCAGCUGUGGAACAAUUAUUUUCACCUGGCCGUGGCAUUCAUUACCCAGGAGUCUCUGCAGCUACAGCACUUCUCUCCCACCAAGAGGAACAAGAUCCUGACCAAAUACGGGGACAUGAGGAGGCUGAUAGGCUUUGCCAUUCGGGACAUGUGGUACAAACUAGGGGUGAAUAAGAUCUGCUUCAUUCCUGGGAUGGUGGGGCCAAUUCUGGAGAUGACUCUGAUCCCGGAGGAAGAGCUCCGCAGAGCCACCAUCCCCAUCUUCUUUGAUAUGAUCCAGUGUGAGCACAACCACUCAGGUCACUUCAGAAAGUUUGAGAAUGAGAUCAUUCUGAAGCUGGAUCAUGAGGUGGAGGGAGGAGGAGGGGACGAGCGUUACAUGGAGCUGCUGCAGACCAUCCUGCUGGAGUGCGCGGCGCAGCGCCCCCUGCUGGUGCCGCAGGUGCAGCACUUCGUGACGCUGGUGCGGGGUCUGCUGGAGCGGCUGCUGGACUACAGGGCCGUGAUGAGCGACGAGAGCCGCAACAACCGCAUGAGCUGCACCGUCAACCUGCUGAAUUUCUACAAGGACAUCAACCGUGAAGGGAUGUACAUCAGAUACCUUUACAAACUGCGAGAUCUACACCUGGAUGUUGAGAACUUCACAGAGGCCGCAUACACACUGCUCCUGCACUCUCGGCUGCUCAAGUGGUCAGAGGAGCCGUGUAGCCCUCAGAUGGACUUCCACAGCUCCCACACACAGCGCCAGCUGAAGGAGACACUCUAUAACACCAUCAUCGGAUACUUUGACAAGGGCAAGAUGUGGGAGGAAGCUAUCUCUCUUUGUAAGGAACUGGCAGAGCAGUAUGAGAUGGAGGUGUUUGACUAUGAGAUGCUGAGUCAGAGUCUGAAACAGCAGGCCAAGUUCUAUGAGAACAUUAUGAAGAUCCUGCGGCCCAAACCAGACUACUUUGCUGUGGGAUACUAUGGCUGCGGCUACCCCCCCUUCCUGCGGAAUAAGGUGUUUAUCCAUCGUGGGAAGGAGUAUGAGAGAAGAGAGGAUUUCCAGAGUCAGCUGAUGAGCCAGUUCCCCAGUGCAGUGCGCCUCAACACCACCAGCGCCCCCGGAGAUGACAUCAGGAACGCCCCGCUUCAGUAUAUCCAGUGUUUCACAGUCCAGCCGGUUCUGGAGAUUCCCCCUCGACUGAAGAACAAACCUGUUCCCGACCAGAUCAUCAAUUUCUACAAGUCCAACUAUGUGCAGCGUUUUCACUAUUCCCGCCCAGUGCGCAAGGGUUCAGUGGAUCCCGACAACGAGUUUGCAUCCAUGUGGAUUGAGCGCACCACUUUCAUCACGGCCUACAAGCUGCCCGGAAUUCUGCGCUGGUUUGAGGUCACCUCUACAACACACAAUACUAUCAGUCCUUUGGAGAAUGCCAUCGAGACCAUGGGAACCACCAAUGAGAAGAUUCUUACCAUGAUAAACCAGUACCAGUGUGACGAGACUCUUCCCAUCAACCCCCUCUCCAUGCUACUCAAUGGGAUCGUAGACCCUGCUGUUAUGGGUGGAUUUGCCAAGUAUGAGAAGGCCUUCUUCACAGAGGAGUAUAUUCUGCAUCAUCCGGAGGACAGGGAGAAGCUCCACCAGCUGAAAGACCUCAUUGCCUGGCAGAUCCCCCUACUGGCUGCAGGGAUCAGCCUGCAUGCAAAGAGGGUAACAGACGACCUUCGACCUUUCCAUGACCGCAUGGAGGAGUGCUUCAAACAGCUGAGGCAGAAGGUGGAGAGGGAGUACGGCACCAGGGAGCUGCCGGAGAUGGACGAGCGCCGGUCCAGCCGCCCACGCUCCAUGCUGCGCUCCUACCGGCAGUCCAUCAUCUCCAUCUCCUCUCUGGGGGGCUCCGAGUGCAGCACCCCCACCAAGACCCAUCCUGACAGUGUGGGUGCCCCCGAAUCGUCGGCCCCCCCGACCCCCACCCUGCCGAGGGCCAGUGGCAGCAUCAGCAUGGUGGAGGAGGGGGAGGUGCGUUUACGCAAAUCCAAGAAGAGGAAGAAGAGGAGCAGCAUGAUCUUCAUCAGUGAGGAGAAAGAGAGGACGAGCACUCUGGACUGCAAACGACUGUCGAAGAAGCAGGAGUUCCGCAGUGACACCAACCUGUCAGAACCCAGCGAGGCCAACAUCACUCUGACCAAUGCCAACUCCAGGUCCCUGCCCACCAUCACAGGUCUGUCUCUGUCGGUGGCCAAUGGGGGGGAGGAGGGAGAGACGGCGCGGACACGCAGGGACAGUAAGAGUAUGUCCAUCUGCCUCCCGACCGACCGCACUCCAGACCGCCGCUCCAAAGGGGUCAUCAACCUGCUCUUCCGCACCAAGCUCAGCUCAAAGUCAGAGGAAGGGAAAGGACCAGCUGAGCCAGCUGGCGACAAAGCUGAUACUCACUUCUGAUCCAUUUUAUGCCCCCAUCCUCCACCUGUCUCUAACCCCGCCCCCAUCCUCUAGCUGUCUCUAA